Molecule: messenger RNA, 573 nt
Organism: Fomitiporia mediterranea MF3/22
Lineage: Eukaryota; Fungi; Basidiomycota; Agaricomycetes; Hymenochaetales; Hymenochaetaceae
Exons: 3
Coding region: 1-573 (190 amino acids)
Source: RefSeq, a predicted model, not a curated record
AUGCCGAGCGAAUUCUUCAAAAAUCCCAUGCACUCGCGUACUUCUUCCUGCUCUACAGUGCAAGCAACAAUCGACGAGCACACGCUCGCAACAAUGUCCAUGUAUGUCUACUCCCAUUGUGCCACCCCUUCUCUUACUCGGCCCACACUGUAUGCAUUUGCAUUCCUCCGUGCUGGGCAUGACACCACAUUGAACAGAAGCAGUGGCCCAUUGCUCACACCUAUCCAAGAUGAGUUGAAUCCGUCCACAUCUUCCACUUCACCCUCACCCUUCGAGCCAGAACGUCCCAGAGAUACACCUUUCCAGAGCAUGCAACAUGCACUUACAGACACAGCUUCGCUUGCUACUCAAAUCAGUUCGUUCAACACACUGGAUCUCAACCCUGGUGCACCACUCACACUCGCUGCACGCCGUCGCGGUGUAUCCAUCUUUUUACUUCAAGCACCCGCACUUGCUAACAACCCUUUACCUCCUCAGCAAGUUAACCUCCAAAUCCGCCUCACAAGUGUAACCUCGACCUCUGCAAUCCGUACAAUCUCACAAUCCACACACAAUCCAACUUGCAGGGACUGA